Nasonia vitripennis (jewel wasp) is the source of this 4388-nucleotide messenger RNA. Its product is annotated as orexin receptor type 2. The transcript has 8 exons. Gene Ontology annotation, molecular function: orexin receptor activity. NCBI's taxonomy places the organism in Eukaryota, Metazoa, Arthropoda, Insecta, Hymenoptera, Pteromalidae. Gene Ontology annotation, biological process: feeding behavior; G protein-coupled receptor signaling pathway. The record is from RefSeq and is a predicted model, not a curated record. Gene Ontology annotation, cellular component: membrane. The coding region runs from base 1100 to 2461 and encodes 453 amino acids.
GAGCAGCCGCAGCAGCAGCGGUUCCCGUGUCGGCGGCGCUUAGUUUUGCCGAGUCCGCCAACGUAUCCGGACACCUUCCCGCACACACGCUCGCUUCGCGGGUUUCGUUAUUGUGCGAAUUGCUACAAUUCUAUCCAUCAGAAAAAUCAUCCGAGUGCAAUCUUCGUCGAAUGCGUUUCGUGCUGGAGCUCAUCAAAAUAAAAUCAAAUUUUGAAAGGGAUGGAGAGAGAACAGUGAUUCGUUUUUUUCUUUACACAAAAGUGAAUUUCUCAUUCGCGAGUGUUGUUACGUGAUUCGAACGAGUGCAAAAAAAUGCAAUUUUUUCGUUCGCCACUGUUGUAAAAAAAAGGAGAUUUCGCGUUGCGUGUUUCGCGCCGAUGAGCGACAGCGCGGCCGUGUUUUAUUCGGCCAAUUUGAAAGAAAAGACGAUAAAGAAGCGUACACAUGGAUAUUGUGGCCGACGAGGACGUGAUGAAAUGUAAUAAAAUUUUAAAAGAAGAGACGAUACUAAAUCGCGACACUGCAUGAUUUACCAGCGCUCGCUUUUCUCUAAGAGGCUUGCUCGCGUUUUAGUGCAAGAGACAUGUGAGGCCGAGCGCAGAGAAACAUUAAAAAAUAAAAGGUCGAAAAAGCGCGACCCGGAAGCAACAAUCUCCUGCGGUACAUAUCAGAGGGCACGUUGUCGAGUUAUAAUCUUCGAUUUCGAAAUCGUAUAUAACAAUAAGAGGCAACGCGAUAAGACGACGGUCUCAGCCACCGAUUGUAAUUCAAGAGACGAGCCUGAAAUCCAAGAUCAAUCGAGGAUAUCUCAUUGGAAUAUACAACACUGGCGAAGAUCGAGCAAACAAAGGAAAAAGAAAUAGCAGAAGGAGAAAAAUGUCGAGAAUAUCGGGUAUUCCAGAGGAUGCCCCAGCAGAGAAGAGAGAGCCUUGAUAACUGCUCCUCUAAAUCCCAACGGAAUAUCUCGGAAGUUCUCGAUACCCUCGCAAGCGAGUCCUGAUCUCGAAAGCCGAUCAACUUUGCUCUGGGGUGGAUAAGAGUUUCUCGAAACACCCGACAUUAAAGCAAGGCUAGAAAAAUAAAAAUCUCGAAUGUGAAGAUGGAAUCCCUAGUGGUCACGGCGCUGACGUUCCUGGCGACCUCGGCGAGCGGGGAAACGAGCGAAGCCGAGGACGACUCGGCGAACGACUCGCUCGACCCCGCCAGCAACUGCACGAACAACCUCUGCAUAUCCGAGGAUGAGUAUCUCGACGAGAUGCACGCUUACAUCUAUCCGAAAAGCUACGAGUGGGUGCUCAUCGUUCUCCACUGCAUCGUCUUCAUCGUGGGCCUGGUUGGCAAUGCUCUAGUGUGCCUGGCAGUCUACAGAAACCACACGAUGCGAACUGUCACUAAUUACUUUAUAGUUAAUCUUGCGGUAGCUGACCUGCUCGUCAUCAUUAUUUGCUUGCCACCGACGAUACUCUGGGACAUCACCGAAACCUGGUUCCUCGGACUCAUGCCGUGCAAAAUCGUACUUUACUUGCAGACUGUAUCCGUUUCUGUCAGCGUCUUGACUCUAACGUUUAUUUCCAUAGACAGGUGGUACGCGAUUUGCUUUCCACUCAGAUUUAAGUCCACGACUAGCCGCGCGAAAACGGCCAUUAUUAUAAUAUGGGUGAUGGCGCUACUCUUUGACAUUCCGGAUCUGCUGGUAUUUUAUACGCACCAGGAUCGCAAACUUCAUGGCAAAACAAUACUGUUCACCCAAUGUCUUCCGUCCUGGAGCAGAGAGAAUCAAAUAGCUUUUAACAUUAUCAAGCUUAUACUCCUCUAUACCGGACCCUUGAUGUUUAUGAGCUUUGCUUAUUGCCAAAUAGUUCGGGUACUUUGGAGGAAUGACAUUCCUGGCCACAACCUGUCAACCCGAAUCAUCAACGCGAACGAUUUGAGCUCGCAAUCAAACGUUGGAAACCCAGAGGGUCAAUUAAAGUCCCGCAGAAAAGCGGCCAAGAUGCUCGUCGCCGUCGUCCUUAUGUUCGCCGUAUGCUGCUUUCCGGUACACUUACUAAAUAUCCUGAGGAGCAGCAUUGUAAUACGAUCCAGUGAUCUAGUUAAUAUAACGAGUUGCCUCGUGCAUUGGCUCUACUAUGCCAACAGUGCAAUCAACCCUCUUAUAUACAACUUUAUGAGCGGUAAAUUUCGGAGGGAGUUCAAGCGGACGUUCUGCUGUCCGCGCGGCGGUGGCUCGCAUAAUCGGGCGGUCUACCGGAUGGCAGGUAUGUCGAAGAAUCCGCUGUCGGGGGGCUGCAGGUCGCUGAUGCUGGCCACGACGACCUGCGCCAACUACCACACGAGGUCGAUCCACACGACAUUCAAUAACAAUAACAAUCUUCAACACUGCAGCACGGAAAUCGUCCCACUCAGCGCCGUCUGCCAGGGGUCUCAGCAGUCGGGUUAUCAUCAUACGAAGCAGCGAUAAGGCCAUCUGAGUGGGCGGACCCGCCGGCGACGGUGCUGGCCUCGACCUGGUUGCCCCAGGGAGUUGCAGCGUCGUCGCGCCGGACGGGGGCCAGGUCGUUGUUGACGAAAAGGAACAGGAGGAGGAGCGCCUCGAAGAUGCCGGCCUCCUCUCCAGCGAGCUUUAGAGGAAGGUGACCUGGUAUCACUGGUGCAGCUGUGACAGAUCCCUCCAUACUCCAUUGCGUUACCAUAAAUCAACAAGUAAAAUGCAUCAAAGAAGAACAGGAAAACGUCAGAUCCGAAUUCACGCAAAAUUUAACGUACAUUUAUGUAAUAAAAAUGGAUUGCAGUGUACUUUGUAUUACAAUUCAAGCUUUCAGCACCAUGAAUACUUCAAAGAUUUUAACGACCGAAGAAUGAUAACCACAUUCGGACCAAGAACUCUUAACUUUUUAAACGCGCCAUUUUCGGAAAAAGCACAUCAAGAUCGAUAAGAAACCGCGUAUGUGAGCAAUUCCGACCAAAGCGUUUUUUUUUUCAAUCGAAUAAAAAAGACUGUUUUCUGAUUAAGACUUAUAUAAUAUGUUAUCCUUUGUUAUGUCAAAGUGAUAAAUCGAUAUUAUAAAAAAGCGUUAGAACUUUUUACCAUUUAUGUAAACAGUCUAAGAAAUAAAAUGAAAAUAAUGUUGAACUUAUAAUAUAAAACGUGAUGUAAUGGUUCAAAUUGAAAAAAAAUUGUUGUUUAGAAAAAAGUAAAAAUAAGUAUAUGUAGAUACCAAGUUUUAGUGUGUAAGAUAAAACCAUGGUUAAUGUAUAAGAUUUAAGAAAUAUGAUGCAGCAAAUAUUCAAACAGCGAGUUCAAAAGAAAGCUAGCAUUAAUUCAUAUUAAAAUAGGAAAUAAUCCGAUUUUCUAUUAGUAUGUAAGAACAUGUAAAUAUACAUAAAGCGUAGACAGUCUUAGAUUUUUACUUCAUUUUCUAUAUUUUUGUUAUUUACAAUAUACAUUUUGAAAUAUUAUUAUUUUUGUUGUUAUUUAGUUGCUUUGAAAGACACGAAUCAUAGUAAAGGUAAGGGGGACAUUAUUUUUUGUUUCAUAAAAAUAGUUUUAGUAGAAAGAAAUAAUAUAAAGAAAAAAUCAAGCGGUUUAUCAGUAUUAAAGACAAGCAGAAUAAUUUACAAUAAUUCAAAUAUUUUCCUAAUUAAUUAGCAUCUUCGGACGCGAAUCUUGAUUACUUAAAUCAUUUUCAAUGCCAUGAUUGAACAAUAGACUACAAAAUAUAAAAUAGUCAUAUAUGACAUUAUUUCACUUUGUUUAUAAUAACGUAUGAACAUUAGUGCAAUGUUCGCUUCUUUACAUAUAAUGAUGUAUAGAAUAAUUCUUAUAAUGGUACACCUACGUACGCUAAGGCGACGUCUGCUAUUGUGUAAUUUGUUAUUUCUCCCGCUAUUGUUGCAAACAAAAGAGAAACAACGAAUAUGAUAAUAGUGAGAAUUACGACGAUAAUAUCAAAACGCAGUUUGUUCUUCGCUUAUUAUUUAUCGAGCAGCUUAAAUCUGACAUCUUUAUCGCCGCUGAAUAUACUUAUUCCGCAGCAUAAUGCAUUUAACGAAGCGCCUAGUUCAGGAGCAACGGAAAUAGUUUGACGAAGCGAAUUCGUAUUAAACGCCUUAUUCUUUUUAAUAUUACUCUUUUUUCCUUAAAUUUUUUUUAUCAUAAAAUUUCUGAACCUCACGCAUUAUAACAAUUUUUUACGUUUUCUAAAGUCGCUCUUAUACUUUAAGAUCAUGUAAAAGUAAAAAUUUGUCGAAAAGCAUCUAUGAAGCUUGCUGUCACCCCUUUAAGAUGUUAUAAAACACUAAGUGCAGUAACAAAGCUCUUUCGUUCUUAAUGUGAAUUAAGCCACUAUCGAUAUACAAAUGUGUUUUUGUACAAAUAAAAAAAAAAA